Messenger RNA from Anopheles maculipalpis, 4014 nucleotides. RefSeq lists its product as uncharacterized. Lineage: Eukaryota; Metazoa; Arthropoda; Insecta; Diptera; Culicidae. The record is from RefSeq and is a predicted model, not a curated record. The coding region runs from base 1 to 4014 and encodes 1337 amino acids. The transcript has 3 exons.
AUGGAGAAGAAAUUGAAAGCGGUGCAACUAAAAAAACGCCAAGCUGUGGAAUUGUUAAAGAACAUUGAAAUAUUCACCAGUGAAUAUACUGACGAUCAAGUGAGCGAAAUACCAGUGUGCCUAGAACAAUUAGAGAAAUAUUACGAUGAUUUUCUCCAGGCAAACGCCAAGGUGUUGGAGCUAGAUGAGGAUGCGGCGGAGACGUAUGUAACGGACCGUUGCGAAAUGGACACGCGUUACCGACGCGUUAAGGGAUUCCUUCUACGAAGGCAACCGUCCAAUCCCGGCGUAAUAAGUGAGUCGAUGUUGAUCGCCAAUUCCACGUUGAACAGUUCGGGACGAUCGAGUGCAGUGAAUUUGCGAUUGCCAAAAAUCGAGUUACCUACAUUCGAUGGUGAUUCGACGAAAUGGCUUUCGUUCCGGGACAGAUUUGUGUCGAUGAUAGAUUCCUCUGCUGACAUUCCCAACAUAAUGAAGCUGCAAUAUCUGUUGUCAUCGUUGAAAGGCGAUGCUGGUUUGCUUUUCGAACAUACCAACCUGACAGCAGAUAAUUACGACGUUGCGUGGUCUGCCUUGCUAAAGCGAUACGACAACCCACGUAUGCUGGUACGCGAGUAUUACAUGAAAAUGCAGCAGCUGCCGGCAAUGAAACGAGAGAGUGUGGACGAGUUGGCACAGUUGGUGAAUGAUGUUACGCGCUAUGUGAACGGGCUGAAGAAACUCAACGAACCUGUGGACUGCUGGGAUGCGCCGCUCGUUAACCUCCUGCUGACAAGACUAGACGCUGCGACCAUCUUGGAUUGGGAAAAACACUCAACUCACCACACAAAAGAUAAGUACAAGGAGUUAGUAGAUUUCUUACAAGAUCGCAUUCGAAUACUUAAGUCUACGCGCGAACUUUCGCAUAAUGGUGAGGGGAGGUUGGGAAUGGUGGGCGGCAGCAAAAGAUCAUCCGAACAGAGACCAAGGGCAGUGGGUAACACAGCGACACUACGAAGAGUGGCACCAAAUGUUCCUUCACCACAGCCAUCGUGUCUUUUGGGUUGUGCGGAAAGUCACCAUUUGCGCAAUUGUCCUGAAUUCGCGAGUAAGGACGUACACCAACGACGUGAAAUGGCCACGCGUGAAAGGUUGUGCUGGAACUGUCUGAAUCGCAAUCACCAUGUGAAGGAUUGUCGUUCAUCGUAUAAGUGCACUACGUGCAAGGCACGACAUCAUUCAUUACUCCACAUGAAUCCAGUAGUAACCAUGGCAGCGCAGUCUGAGGAGGAAAUGGUAUUGCUGGAAACGGUCUUACUCCAGCUUGUGGAUGAUUACGGCAACAAGUUCGACGCUCGAGCCCUACUCGAUUCGGGAUCGAUGUGCAAUUUUAUUUCCGAAAGUAUGGCACAUCGGUUAUUGGCACCACUGUCAAGGGUGAACAUCGUUGUCUCAGGUAUAGGGCAAACGAGACAGCACGUGAAGCGUUCCCUUAAGGCAACAGUUCAGUCAAAGGGUAACGAUUUCUCCGCACCGAUGGAAUUUCUUGUGCUAAAGACUCCGUCAUCAGAAAUUCCAACCACGCCAAUAGACGUACAGUCGUGGAACUUCCCGAAUGUAAGGUUAGCGGAUCCUACCUUCCACAUUCCCGGGAAGGUAGACGUAGUCAUUGGUGGAGAUACCUUUUGGGAAAUGCACACUGGAAGGAAACAAUCAUUGGGCAAUGGUAAACCAUGGCUCAUAGAAACCCCAUUUGGAUGGACGGUCUCCGGGAAUACUUCCCAAUGCACCGUGCCCAUUUUGACGUUAAGCCAUAUGGCGGCAAAUGAAUGUGCAAUAGAAGCUCUACUUCAACGGUUUUGGGAGGCUGAGAGCCUCUUAGAAGGUCCUGCAAUGUCAUUAGAAGAGCAAAAGUGCGAGAAACAUUAUGCAACCACAACCACUCGAAAUGCACAGGGUCGCUAUGUUGUGUGUUUACCGCGAACUGAAAAACCGGAGAGAGUCUUGGGAUUGUCAAAGGACAUUGCGGAUCGGCGUCUGCUAGGCGUAGAACGUCGACUAAAAAGUAACCCUGAAAUGGAACGAGAGUAUAAAAGGUUUAUGUUCGAGUAUGAGCAGCUGGGCCACAUGGUAAAACUCACCGAACCUGUUGACGACAGUAAACCGCAUUGUUACAUUCCUCAUCAUGCCGUGAUCAAAGAAACAAGCUCAUCCACUAAAGUUCGUGUUGUUUUUGAUGCAUCCUGCAGAACAACAUCGGGCUACUCAUUGAACGAUACUCUACUAAUUGGCCCAACAGUUCAAGAUGAUCUCCUCACUAUAAUCCUGCGGUUCAGAAAACAUUCGGUGGCGUUGGUGGCAGACGUCGAGAAGAUGUACAGACAGAUUCUGCAUAGUGAGAAAGACCGUAAACUUUUGCGCAUUCGUUAUCGAGGACACACUACCGACCCAAUAUCAACGUACGAGCUACAAACGGUGACUUACGGCACGGCUUCGGCCCCAUUUUUGGCCACUCGUACGCUGCAGCAGAUUGCACAUGAUCACAAGUCGGAGUACCCCAAAGCAGUUGACCCGGUACUUCAUGAUUUUUACGUGGAUGACUUGUUGACUGGGGCUGAUGAUGUUUCAACGGCCAUCGAGAUUCGAAAACAAGUGUCCUCAAUGCUAGAAUCGGCAGGCUUCUCGUUGAGAAAAUGGGCAUCGAACAUCCCAGAAGCGCUCGAGGGUGUUCCAAGCGUGGAUUUGGCCGCUAUUUCACUCCUAGAGUGGAAAGAAGAUCAGGCAGUUUCAACCUUGGGCCUGGUUUGGGAACCAUCCAGCGAUAUGUUCCGAUUUCGGGUGGAUCUGCCAUCCCCUGCAGAUGAGCUAACACGUAGUCUAGUGUUAUCAUACAUAGCCAGAAUAUUCGAUCCGCUUGGGCAAUUGGGACCAACGGUAAUACUGGCCAAGAUGUUUCUUCAACGUAUAUGGAGUAUCAAGCAAGACGGGAAAUCGUUGGAUUGGAAUCAAGCACUACCGGUAGAACUUCAAGAGGAAUGGAGGAAGUUCCAUGCAAAGUUGUAUUCACUACGUGAAUUACGAGUUCCUCGAUUUGUGGCACAAUCGUGUACCGAAAGUCUGCAGUUGCAUCUCUUUGCUGAUGCGUCUCAAGAAGCGUACGGAGCAUGCUGCUACGUGCGGGCAGAAUCGACACGGGGCACGACGGUCAGAUUGUUAGCAGCUAAGUCCAAGGAGAAGUGGCCUCAAACACCAACACUGAUGAAGGAGAACGAAGCAGACACCGAGGAGCGGUUGACGGUGUCAAAGAUUGUUACUAUCUCGACGACAUGCGACUUCAGCAAUGCACUCUUCGCACGAUAUUCAGCGUACGGCAAGCUGCGUAGAGUCGUAGGCUAUUGCUUGCGAUUUUACGCAAACCUGAGGGCGAGCCAAUCAUCUCCCGACGAGCGCGUAAAACAGGUACCAGAGCUAAAGACGCUAGCGGGUUCCGUUCCAUCGCUUACAGCGACGGAGUUGCAAAGUGCGGAACUAAGGUUGUGCCAGCUAGCACAACAGGACUCGUUUGAGGAGGAGUUGCAUGAUCUGAAACGAGGGAAGCAGGUGAACACGAAGUCGAAGCUGAAGUGGUUGUCUCCAUACCUCGAUUCACAGGGUGUGUUACGCGUUGGUGGCCGGCUGGGUAACGCCAACAUACCAGAGUCAACCAAGCACCCGAUUGUCCUCGCAGCAUCACAUCGGUUAUCAACACUACUGGCCGAGAACAUCCAUCGGCAGAAGAUGCAUGCAGGACCACAAUUCAUGCUGGCGACGAUCCGGCAGAAAUUUUGGUUGAUUGGAGGUCGGAAUUUGGUGAAGAGCGUGUACCAUCGAUGCCACAUAUGCUUCAGGAAUAAGCCGACUUUGGUGAAGCAGGCAGUAGCAGACUUGCCUGAAUCACGAGUGACACCAACUCGACCGUUUGCGGUGAGCGGUGUUGACUAUUGUGGCCCCUUUUUAAUAAAGUCGACGGGCAGUACAUAUAGAACUGGUGAGUGA